GUCGGCGUAUCAUUCCGCGGGCCGCUUGUGUGUUGGUGGUGUAUCCGAAUGGAGCUUCCACCUUAGCACAGUUCCACCGCGCACAGUUGACGACCGAAGCCAGAGCAGAACGGCUGCCAGUCGGGGACAGGUGUUUGGCUGUGCGAAUUUCACGCUGGAAGAAGAGACGGCUUCAAAAUCAAAAAAAAAAGAGAGGUUAGAAGAAUAUUCGAAGGAAGAAAGGAAAAUGUUCAAAAGAGGAAGCAAACGGAAAUAAAAGGAAACUUGUGAAGGACGUUAGUUUAGAAGGAAGAAAGGGUUUUUUAGUGUUAGGAGAGACUUCCUUGUCAUCGUAGGACAACGGAUUUUUAACGGUGUUCGUGACAGAAAGUGAUUAAUUAGACGUCUGGAGUGAAUGCAGGAGGAAAAUGUGAAGAUUUUUUUUUAUUUUGUUUUUGUUGUUCCCGGUAUUUACAGAAGUGAGUGAGUUCAAAUAACGGUGUAAUUUACUCCUCACCCCCGACGUCUCAAAAGUGACCAUGUGAUUCUGGAAUUUCUUAGUACUGAGAGUAGUGCAGCCGACGCAGCGGUUAGUGAAAGUAGCGGGCUACAUCGUCAUAAUUUGUGUGUCGCCUCCCGAAGGGUGAUUAGGCGCAGAGAUUAGUUGGGGAUCUUGUGUGGUGAAGGGUAAACAGUAGCAGCAGCUGCAGCCACAGACGACGACGACGACCGCCGGCGUGCCGGUCGUAACGAGAGAUAAGGCGCCACCACCCCAUCAGCUGGCAUCAUUGUAGCAAAGUUCCACCAAAACCAAAUAGGAAAUCACCCCCCGAAGUGUGCUCCAGUUUGACCAGCCACCUUCAACAACGUCAUCAACCCCAAAACAGGCAAAGUUAAGGGGAAGGACAAAAAAUCACGGCGACGACGACGACCCACAAAAAAAAGCUCAACUCAACGCUCUCAAGAAGCUUGCGCUGGUCAUUACUGGUGGCCGGUGACCGAACAAGAGAAAAAGGGCCACCCCCAAACCCUUCUCCCCACUUUGUACGGGUCUCGUGACUAGGGCGGGCUUUCAGAAUGGAGACGAUUAAGAAGGAAAAUAUACAAAUAAGUGAUAAUGGUGGACCGGCCGCGGCUGCUGGUUCACUCACACAGUCGUCAACGGGUGCGACUACGACUACAGCGACCAGCACUUCAGAGGUGCUGCGAGACGAAAAGUCCCAAAUCGAGAAAUCAGUUCACUCGCAAUCGGCACUCAAGACGAAGCAGUCGUGGUUCCGCAAGUCCAACACUUGUGGCAGCCUGUACGCCAAGUGUGCCUGUAGCAACGGAGUGUCCGGCGUAGGACAGGCUUCAGCGGGAGCAGGGUCUCCAACCGGGAACCACGAGGGCAAGGUUCAUCGUCACAGCCACGGCCGGCCGAUCUCGACCUCGGAGAAGGACUUCCGGAAGAUUCGGGUGCUGCAGGCGUUCGUCCACCCGGACACGACUACGGUGUUUACGCAGGAAAAUCGCUAUCCGGGAAGUGACUCUCCGACGAGAGCAUCGUUGAUUACGUCGGCGCAAGCCGGGGAGUUCCAGAUCCUGCACUCGACACAUUCCAAGCGGCAGUCUACGCCGAACUGUGGCGCCGCCGGGGACUACGCCGCGGCCUUCCAUCCGGAGUUUGUGCUGAAGAAGGUAGCGCCGAAGAAGCAGUCCUCUAACGGACUUCCGGACAGCAGAUCUCCCUCGAUAAGCAUUCCAUCGCCGCGCAAGGUACCACUGAAAAAGAGCUCGCGCAGCUAUCCGGGACUGUCUCCGUCGGACAGCAGUGUCGAGUCGAUCAUCCGGGCGUUCGGACAGCGGUCCACCUCGUCCAGUGUGGACGAAGUUACGGAAGAGGAGGACUGCUGCGCCCAGACCGGUAGUGAAACGGAAGAACUUGGCAGUUUGCGGGAUUCGUACAUCUCGUUCACCGCUGCCACCGAACCGGAGAAGCAACCUCCCCCGGUGAACAGUGAUACCAACGGGUCGGUUGAUCAAGUGUGUGAAAGUGAUAUUCAGCUAGAAGAACGAAGUGACAGUGAUAGCAGCAGCAGCAGCAGCAGCAAUACCAGCAGUGACAACAGUUCCCAAAGUCCACCCUCCCAGCUCCUGAACCCACUCCCAGCUCCAGCGAUCCCGUGCAAGCUCAACCCGUCGGCGCACGAGUUCUUCAUCCAGUCGGGCAUCCUCGGACCAAUGGGCAAUGGAUCGUCGGUGCUGCUGCGGAAAACGUCCAAGAUCGUGCCGAACGUGGACGCGCCGGUCAAGGAGAAGAUCCGCAAAAAUUCCAAAAUGCUGUACGGUAGCCGGACGGUGCUAACCGGCGGCGGUGGUGACUCCCGCCGCAAAUCCAUUCCGCCGGACUCCAACUGUGAUAGCUUCCAGUCGUACGGGAGCACCCCGACGCUCAACAGCAGCAGCGGCGGUGGUGGUGGCCGCCAUCUGCCGCGGACCCUCGAAGACGAAAUCAACAACCUGCGGCAGCUGCUCAAAGCCCGGGACGAGGAAAUCAGCAAACUUCGGCGGGAGAUCGACAAACUCAAGAGCGUACUCCAGCAGACGACCACCAACAGCAUGGACGUUAAGAAGCAGCAGCAGCAGCAAUCGGCCCCGGUCGUGGCCCUUCAGCAGCUCCAGAAGGUCCCAAAGACCCCGCCGGUAGUCGAGGGCGAUCUGCUGUCCAGCAUUCAGGCGAACUACGUGAUGGCCGGCCAGCAGCUGCCGGUUUCCGAACUCUUCGGCGUGCCCGGCAAGGGCUUCAAGCUGAACCACGGAACGCCGAGCAACGUCGGCAACGGACACAUCAAACCCAAGGGGGCCAUGCUGGUGGCGAUGAAGAAGCAGGGAGUUUCGGGCGAGAGUUGCGAACUGAUGGGCAGUCACUCGGACAUUAAGAUUCCAAAGUACGACAAGGACUACAGUGCGAAGCAGCUGAUUAAGGACGCCAUUUUGGAGAACGACUUCUUCAAGAACAUUGACUCGUUGCAGAUUCGGGAGAUUGUGGACUCGAUGUACAGUCGGGAGUUUCGGGCCGGGGAGUAUGUGAUUCACGAGGGACAGGCGGGCUCGCACCUGUACGUGUCGGCUUCGGGGAACUUUGAGGUGUUGAAGGAUAGCAAAUCGUUGGGGUUCAUGGGACCGGGGAAGGCGUUUGGAGAGCUGGCGAUUUUGUACAACUGUACGCGGACGGCUUCCAUUAGAGUGCUGUGUGACUCCCGCGUGUGGGUCCUGGACCGGCGCGUCUUCCAGCAGAUAAUGAUGCGCACCGGGCUGCAGCGGAUCGAGGAGAACGUCAACUUUCUGCGGUCGGUCCCCCUGCUCAAGAACCUCAGUAAUGACGUACUUACCAAGAUUGCGGACGUGCUGGAAGUGGAAUUCUACCCCGCCGGAGCGUACAUCAUCCGUCAGGGCGCCGCCGGGGACACCUUUUUCCUCAUUAGCCAAGGCACGGUGAAGGUCACGCAGCGUUUACCAGGCCGUUCCGUCGAGGAGGAAAUCCGAAUCCUGGGCCGCGGCGAGUACUUUGGCGAGAAGGCCCUCAUCAAGGAGGACAAACGGACGGCGAACAUUAUCGCCAUGUCUCCGGGCGUGGAGUGCUUGACGCUGGACCGGGAGUCCUUUACGAAGCACAUCGGGGACCUGUGCGAGCUGCACGAGAAGGACUACGGGGACGCGGAGCGGGUGCUGGCCUUCCGGAAUCUGGAGAACCAGCUGCCGUCGCUGGACGCGGUGAAACCUGAACUCAUGGACGUGGAAUUGUCCAGCCUGGAGAUUGUUGGAACGCUUGGCGUCGGUGGCUUUGGCCGCGUCGAGCUAGUCAAACUAGAGCAAACCAACUCGAUCCGGGUGUUUGCGCUCAAAUGCAUGAAGAAGAAGCACAUCGUGGACACCCGGCAGCAGGAGCACGUGUACAGCGAGCGGAAGAUCAUGCUGGCUUGCAACAGUCCGUUCAUCUGUCGGUUGUAUCGGACGUAUAGGAAUGACAAGUACGUGUACAUGCUGCUGGAGGCUUGUAUGGGCGGAGAGGUUUGGACGAUUCUGAGGGAUCGAACGCACUUUGAGGACGGAACGGCAAAGUUCAUCGUCGGAUGUGUGCUGAAGGCGUUUGAGUUUCUGCACUCGCGGGGGAUCGUGUACCGAGAUCUGAAGCCGGAAAACCUGCUGCUGGACUCCAAGGGUUACGUCAAAUUGGUUGACUUCGGCUUUGCCAAGUUCAUUGGUUACAGCAGCAAAACGUGGACCUUCUGCGGGACUCCGGAAUACGUCGCGCCUGAGAUUGUUCUGAAUCGAGGGCACGAUCGUUCCGUUGAUUACUGGGCGCUUGGAGUGCUGAUCCACGAGUUGCUGACGGGAAUACCCCCAUUUGCGGCGGCAGACCCGAUGAAAACGUACAACAUUAUUCUUAAGGGAAUCGAUAUGGUGAACUUUCCCAAGCACAUGUCCCGGUCGGCGGUCAGUUUGAUCAAGCGGCUCUGCCGGGAUAUUCCGUCGGAGCGGCUCGGCUACCAGAGGGGAGGCGUUCAGGAUAUUAAGAAGCACAAAUGGUUCCAGGGCUUCGACUGGGAGGGGCUCGCCAACCAGACGCUCAAAUCACCGCUGCAGCCAAAGCUGAAGGGCCCACUCGACAUGUCCAACUUUGACGUCUUCCCGUCGGACCCGAGCGUACCGCCGGUGGAGACGUCCGGCUGGGAUGCCGACUUUUGA
This is a messenger RNA of Culex quinquefasciatus (southern house mosquito), 4710 nucleotides long. It is a transcript of the gene Pkg21D, whose product is annotated as cGMP-dependent protein kinase, isozyme 1. The coding region runs from base 1057 to 4710 and encodes 1217 amino acids. Gene Ontology annotation, molecular function: ATP binding; cGMP-dependent protein kinase activity. Gene Ontology annotation, biological process: protein phosphorylation. The transcript has 12 exons. NCBI's taxonomy places the organism in Eukaryota, Metazoa, Arthropoda, Insecta, Diptera, Culicidae. The record is from RefSeq and is a predicted model, not a curated record.